GAAGAGGAGGGGGAGGAGGAAGAGAAGAAAGAGGAGGAGGAGGAGAAGAAAGAAGAAGGGGGAGAAGGAGAAGAGGGA
This is a messenger RNA of Chaetura pelagica (chimney swift), 78 nucleotides long. Its product is annotated as protein FAM9A-like. NCBI's taxonomy places the organism in Eukaryota, Metazoa, Chordata, Aves, Apodiformes, Apodidae. The record is from RefSeq and is a predicted model, not a curated record. The transcript has a single exon. The annotation marks the transcript as partial.